Equus caballus (horse) is the source of this 1679-nucleotide messenger RNA. It is a transcript of the gene ACAT1, whose product is annotated as acetyl-CoA acetyltransferase 1. Gene Ontology annotation, biological process: fatty acid beta-oxidation. Gene Ontology annotation, molecular function: acetyl-CoA C-acetyltransferase activity. Lineage: Eukaryota; Metazoa; Chordata; Mammalia; Perissodactyla; Equidae. The record is from RefSeq and is a predicted model, not a curated record. Gene Ontology annotation, cellular component: mitochondrion.
GCGGAGGCGGGGCCGGGGCGGUGCCGCUCCAGGCCGCGGGGCUAGCUGGCCGCUCCGAGCCGGGACUCGCUGCGCGCGCCCGCCCCGGCCGCCUCCGCCCUUGAAGUCCCCGGUCGGCGCCUGGCGACCAUGGCCCUGCUGGCGGCCCUUCUGCGCGGCGGCGCCCGCGGCCGCAGCCCCCUGCUUCGGAGGCUGGCUCAGGACAUAAGAUAUGUGGAGCGAGGUUAUGUAUCAAAACCCACUUUGAAUGAAGUGGUCAUAGUAGGUGCUAUAAGAACACCUAUUGGAUCCUUUCUAGGCAGCCUUUCCUCCCUGCCAGCUACUAAACUGGGUUCCAUUGCCAUUCAGGGAGCCAUCGAAAAGGCAGGGAUUCCAAAAGAAGAAGUGAAAGAAGCCUACAUGGGUAACGUUCUCCAAGGAGGCGAAGGACAGGCCCCUACAAAGCAAGCGGUAUUGGGUGCAGGCUUGCCUGUUUCUACUCCAUGCACCACUAUAAACAAAGUUUGUGCCUCAGGAAUGAAAGCCAUCAUGAUGGCCUCUCAGAAUCUUAUGUGUGGACAUCAGGAUGUAAUGGUGGCAGGUGGAAUGGAGAGCAUGUCCAACGUUCCCUACAUAAUGAACAGAGGAGCAACACCAUAUGGUGGGGUAAAGCUCGAAGAUUUAAUUGUAAAAGAUGGGCUAACUGAUGUCUACAAUAAAAUUCACAUGGGCAACUGUGCCGAGAAUACUGCCAAGAAACUGAAUAUUGCACGAGAUGAACAGGAUACUUUUGCUAUUAACUCCUACACCAGAAGUAAAGCAGCGUGGGAAGCCGGAAAAUUUGCAAAUGAAGUUAUUCCUGUCACAGUUGCAGUAAAAGGUAAACCAGAUGUAGUGGUGAAAGAAGAUGAAGAAUAUAAACGUGUUGAUUUUAGCAAAGUUCCAAAGUUGAAGGCAGUAUUCCAGAAAGAAAAUGGCACAGUAACAGCUGCCAACGCCAGCACACUGAAUGACGGAGCGGCUGCUGUGGUUCUGAUGACCGCAGAUGCGGCCAGGAGGCUCAACGUUAAACCACUGGCAAGAAUAGCAGCAUUUGCUGAUGCUGCUGUAGAACCUAUUGAUUUUCCAAUUGCACCUGCAUAUGCUGUACCUAAGGUUCUCAAAGAUGCAGGAUUGAAAAAAGAAGAUAUUACAAUGUGGGAAGUAAAUGAAGCCUUUAGUGUGGUCGUACUAGCAAACAUUAAAAUGCUAGAGCUUGAUCCCCAAAAAGUGAAUAUUAAUGGAGGAGCCGUUUCUCUGGGACAUCCAAUUGGGAUGUCUGGAGCCAGGCUUGUCGUUCAUCUGACUCAUGCCUUGAAGCAAGGAGAAUACGGUCUUGCCAGUAUUUGCAAUGGAGGAGGAGGUGCUUCUGCCAUCCUGAUCCAGAAGCUGUAGACAACCUCUGUUGUCUUAAGGCAACAACCCUACGUGGCCAGAAAGACCCGUUGUAAUGGGUGUGACUGACUACCCUGGCUCAGCUUGGACUCAAAAUCUGUUUCAUUUAUUUUAUUAUUUUCUAUUUUAACUUUUUUUUAAUAUGAUAAAAAGAUCAAAUCCCAACACCUUUUGAAAUUAAAUGUAAAUUUUUCUUCUGCUUUAAAUUUUUUAUAAUCUCUAGAAGUUCAACACGUUUUCAUGUUAUAAAGCUAUACUAUUUGAAA